AUUUUUGCUAUUUGCAUGAUUUAUGGUGGGUCGUUUCCUAUGCUAGGGUUGUCAUUUCGUCUCGCAACCCACUCCCUUUCUCCCGUCGUUUUCACUCGCAUUGAGCAUUAUUAAGAGGAUCAAGAACACCCACAAGACACACCCAAGAGAUCAAACCUCACUACUCACACGCCAUGAAUCAUCAUCAUACCUCCCCACUGUUAUCACCUUCGUAGGGACGGCCACACACACACACACACACACACACAAAGUAGACAGUACUCCCUAAGUUCUUCUCUUGUGAGCAAUAUGGCUUCGAUCGCCAAAACCAUACCCACACUGGCACACAUUGGAACGGCCAUGAUCGACGUCGUGAGCUUCGUGGUGUUCUCCCUUCUGGAUGUCCUCGACGUGGUCCUGUGCUUCGUCUAUCGGGUAGCGGACUUCUUCGUCGAGUCGGAGUGGAAGCCGUGCUACUGCUCGUCGCCAAGGGAGGCCAUCACCACCAACGGCGGUGGCAUUCUGGUCUCCGGGCAAGGAGAGUCCAAGAUCGUCCGCAUGAUGAGCUCGAGCAAGGUCCAGAUGGAGGACGUCUCUGACACGCUCUACGUGCGGGCCUCGCGGGUGUCGGAGGUCUCGAACUCCGCUGUCAUGAGGCUUAACAGCAACAACAACAGAAACCACGCCGGUCAUAAUCAUAAGAAGAAGAUUGGCAGUCCUGGGGCGCGGUCAAGCUUUGUGGUGAAUUCCACGGUUGUCGAGAUGCUCCACGGAAGGAUGGUCGGGCAGAAAUCGCAGCCGAUUCCGAGGUGGUCGGAUUGCGAUUGCCAACUUUGCAAUUCCUGGUCGUCUUCUAGUAGCAAGACCCUCUACGUCAAAUCCGCCGGCGGUAAAGGGGGCAAGGCACGUGAAGAUGUUGUGUUCAUCCACGGCUUCAUUUCCUCGUCGGCAUUCUGGACGGAGACGCUAUUCCCGAACUUCUCCGAGGAGGCGAGCUCAAUGUACCGGUUCUUCGCGGUCGACCUCCUGGGGUUCGGGAGGAGCCCGAAGCCGGCCGAGUCGCUGUACACGCUCAAGGAGCACGUGGACAUGAUAGAGAAGUCGGUGUUGGAGCCGCACAAGGUCAAGUCCUUCCACAUUGUGGCUCACUCUUUAGGUUGCAUUCUGGCCCUCGCGCUCGCGGUCCGGCACCCUAACUCGAUCAAGUCCUUAACCCUACUCGCGCCGCCCUAUUUUCCGGUGCCGGAGGGAGAAGAAGCGACGCAAUAUGUGAUGAGAAGGGUCGCUCCGAGGCGCGUGUGGCCGUUGAUCGCCUUCGGGGCGUCGAUGGCUUGCUGGUACGAGCACGUCAGCCGUACGAUUUGCCUGCUCAUAUGCAAGAACCACCGGUUGUGGGAAUUUCUCAUCAAGCUAAUCACCAGAAACAGGCUUAGGACAUACUUGGUCGAAGGCUUCUGCUGCCACACCCACAACGCCGCGUGGCACACCCUCCACAACAUCAUCUGCGGCACGGCCGGCAAGCUUGACGCCUACCUCGACGCCGUCCGGGACCGCGUCAAGUGCGAGAUCAACGUCUUCCACGGCGAGGACGACGAGGUGAUCCCGGUGGAGUGCACCCACAACAUGAAGAAACGGCUGCGCCGGGCCAACGUGAAGGUGAUGAAGCGGGAGGAUCACAUCACCAUAGUCGUCGGGAGGCAGAAGGAGUUCGCGAGGGAGCUGGAGGAGAUCUGGAGGAAGUCGAGGGGUUAAGUCGAGGGGCCACGGUCUGGUGUCUCCUGCAGAUGAACAAGCAAAUGGAAGCAUAAUUAAUAAGUUCAAAUCGAUUGAGGGAAGAGCAAUUUGCAAUGCAUAGAUGGAAAAAAGUCGCCCCAAAGAUAUCCGAAGGCCUUCACCAUCAUCAUCUAGCUCGUUUUUUCUAGCGGGUCAAGCUUCUAAUGGAGCAUAUAUUUACAUAUAUAUCAUACCAUUCCCAAGUAUAAAUAUAUAUAUAUAUAUAUAUAUAUAUAUAUAUAUAUAUAUAAUAUUAUGGGCAUGUAGGAUGUUAGAUGACCAUUGUCGUUUUAUUACAAGAUAAAGUAUGAUAGAACAUCAUCAUCAUGUUCCGCCUGGUUUAAGGAGGCAUCCUCUUUUCCAUUGUGUUUUCCUUUUCGUGGAGCAUUGUAUUUGCCGGUUGUGUAUGUUGAAGGAAUGAAGAAAUAAUCGCAGUCGUCCUUGCGAAUCGACUCUCCAUUCCAUUUGAAAUUGUGAUUUUCCUCCA
Syzygium oleosum is the source of this 2239-nucleotide messenger RNA. RefSeq names its product probable lysophospholipase BODYGUARD 3. Lineage: Eukaryota; Viridiplantae; Streptophyta; Magnoliopsida; Myrtales; Myrtaceae. The transcript has 4 exons. The record is from RefSeq and is a predicted model, not a curated record. The coding region runs from base 289 to 1731 and encodes 480 amino acids.